Suillus subalutaceus is the source of this 1470-nucleotide messenger RNA. RefSeq lists its product as uncharacterized. NCBI's taxonomy places the organism in Eukaryota, Fungi, Basidiomycota, Agaricomycetes, Boletales, Suillaceae. The record is from RefSeq and is a predicted model, not a curated record. Bases 1 to 1470 code for a protein of 489 amino acids. The transcript is spliced from 10 exons.
AUGUCUUUGUGUCAUCGUCCUGGCAUGUCGUCAAGUUCCUCUGAUCCCCCUGACUCAGAUGCAAUAUCCUCUCCAGAGCCCGUGAAACUUGGAAAACGCAAGAAUAAGCGGUCAGAGUCACCAGAACCAUCAAGGCCUGGCAAAUGCAAGCAUAAGCAUUCCUCUGGUGACACCAGCACCAACAACCUCAUCAGUUCCAUAUCAUCAGGUUCUCGCAAGAAGACUACAAGGAAGGCUUCGAGCCUUCUUGAUACAUUUGGAGUACCCGCUGCAGCUUUCAAGACUGGUCUUACAUUCGACCGAGGUGGUAAGUGCGACCUGAAACAACCUCAAGAUGUUGCCGAGCAUCAUCUACUAUUAUACAAUGCUAUAAUAGACUUCAUUCCUGGUUUCGACAGCGAGCUCGACAACAUCACCAGCAAAGAAUUGAAUGUGGUCAUAGCGAUGGUAGCGAAGGGUAUGAGUGAGGGCAGAUCUGCGGAUCUACACUCUGUGAAGCACAAGGGGCUCCAAUAUAUUCCCCUUAACAUGUAUAGCAAGGAGCAUGCACUUGAUCCUCCAAUUCCAGAAGUUGAGGAUAAGUCGAUCGCUAUGGCUACCAUGCAAGCUGGAGAGAUAACCAUGACAGCACACAACUGGCCGAUGUUCUUCUAUGAAGACAGCAUUUACGACGCUGCCAACAAGACAAAAGGUCUCUUUCGAAAUCAUACUGCCAUACGAUUUUACAAGCAUCUGUUCAUCGGGCCUUCAUCUGUCACCAAUGACUCAUCAAAUGUUCGCAACUCUGCCAAACCAUCUAAAAACCGUGCAUGGGGUUUGACGGCAGUCAACAAAUACAUUAUUGCAUAUGUGCAUAUCAUUGCAUACUUUAUGAUAAGCAGUACUCAGCACUGGAUGCGGUAUAUUGGCGAUAUGGACCUGGAGGAGCUCCUCUGGGCUAUCAUCAAAAUGCUAGAUGAUGACAGCGAUCCAUGGGUCAAAGAUACCCUCAUUCACCUCAAACCGACCAAGGACAACUUGCACUCUACCAAGCUCGCACGCAAGGAAAGUGAGGAUGAUCUCGCUCAAAUUCGUGCUCAGCGAGCUGCGUGCCAUUCUGCAUUAGAUAAAUCCAAUGUGCCGUCACAUGUGGUCAACCCUAACAGGCCUCGAGAGCCCUCAACCAGCAAACGAGCCCGCCCCAUAGAACACAACGAUGAUGGGGAUUUGCUACAUGCACCCAAACGACUUCGGAGAUCAGGCGAUGACCUUCCCUCACCACGCCACACCAAGUCCAAUGCUCAGCAUCAUGCCUCAGUUUAUGACAACGACGAAGAGGUUGCAGGACUGCAACAACCAACCCACCCUCGACUGCAUGGGCGACAGCACCCACUACCUCCCAAGUCCCAACUACGGCACCAUGUUGUUAUUUCAGAUGACGAUGAAAAUGACGAUGGCGACAAGGUGGAAGUGGUAGCGCAACCCAAAUAG